CACGCAACCUGCAACAUCCGGGUAUUUUUUGAGUCCACUGUUUGGUUUAGCUAGUGUUUGCAGGCUGUGUCAAAUUCAAGUGAAUAGGCUGGGGCUUGACACUCAUUUGGCCAUAACAGCUCCGGCCUAAAAAUUCAAAGGAGGGACAUUUUAACUAUACUUUACGUCGACAAAUGUUAAAGUAAUGCAUCCCUGGUUUAGUCAGAACAGGGAGUUCCGCACUUUCACAAAUUGAUGCACUGUGAGGUGAUUGCUAGCUAGCUAACGUUACCCGCAAACUCCCUCCAUCUCGUCGGUGUUUCUGUUUCGGUCACAGCACCUCUGCUCUGUUGCUGUCUUUACAACUUCAAAACAGGUCUUUCGGAUUUUGGUUUUAAGAGCUACAAUGGGGGCGUUUUUGGACAAGCCAAAGAUGGAGAAGCACAAUGCUCAUGGUGAGGGGAACAGUCUGACCUAUGGCCUGAGCAGCAUGCAGGGCUGGAGGGUGGAGAUGGAGGAUGCGCACACGGCAGUCAUUGGCCUGCCUCAUGGGCUCGACCCUUGGUCCUUCUUUGCUGUCUAUGAUGGGCAUGCUGGCUCCCAGGUGGCCAAAUACUGCUGUGAGCACCUGCUGGAGCACAUCACCAGCAACCCAGACUUCCAGAGUGGUCUGGAGCCCAACGUAGAGAGUGUGAAGAUCGGCAUCCGCACAGGUUUCCUGCAGAUUGACGAGCACAUGCGGAACAUCUCAGAGAAGAAGCACGGUGUGGACCGCAGUGGCUCAACUGCGGUGGGGGUCAUGAUUUCCCCAGGCCACAUCUAUUUCAUCAACUGUGGAGACUCCCGGGGUCUUCUGAGCCGUGGAGGAGCUGUGCACUUCUUCACACAGGACCACAAGCCCAGCAACCCACUGGAGAAGGAGAGGAUUCAAAACGCCGGAGGCUCUGUCAUGAUCCAGAGAGUGAACGGCUCUCUGGCUGUGUCCCGGGCCCUGGGAGACUUCGACUACAAGUGUGUGCAUGGCAAGGGCCCCACUGAGCAGCUGGUUUCACCAGAGCCUGAGGUGUAUGCCAUUGAAAGGUCUGAGGUGGAAGAUGAGUUUAUUGUCCUAGCCUGCGAUGGCAUCUGGGAUGUCAUGGCCAAUGAGGAACUGUGUGACUUUGUCAGGUCCAGGCUAGAGGUGACCAAUGACCUUGAGAGAGUCUGCAAUGAAAUUGUUGACACUUGCUUGUACAAGGGGAGUCGGGACAAUAUGAGCGUUGUGCUGAUCUGCCUCCCAGGGGCUCCAAAGGUGACUGCAGAUGCCGUGAAAAGGGAAGCAGAGCUGGAUAAGUACCUGGAGAGCAGAGUAGAAGAGAUCAUAAAGAAGCAGGGAAACGAAGGGGUUCCAGACUUGGUCCACGUGAUGCGGACGUUAGCAUCAGAGAGCAUCCCUAACCUCCCUCCUGGGGGUGAACUGGCCAGCAAGCGAAACGUUGUUGAAGCGGUGUACAACAAACUCAACCCAUACCGAAGUGACGACACAGACUCAGCGUCCACAGACGACAUGUGGUAACACAACCCCCACCACAAACACAGCACAGAGUUUACAACCCGCAACCCUCUCAAGACCCACAGCAGCUCCGUUCAGCAGUCUGUCUCCCCACCACUUUGAGCGUUACAUUUUUAAGAAGGGAAUAUGAUGGGAGGACGAGGAGAUGCAAACACACCUCUACACCCUGGAUAGUGCAGCACCAGUCCGCUCUGAAGUUCAGGAUUCCCUCCAUUUUGUCUCACCUUUUACCCCCCCCCAACCUUACCCAUAACUAGCAAGUCCAUUAGGUUCUUUUAUAAAUUCAGCUGAAACAAUUUAUUUUUUUGCUGUAAUUAGUUUGAUUCACAUUUCCUUGUGUUUUGUAUGUUUUUGUGAAGUGCAAUUGUUGUGUACAAACAGCCUGUAUUUAAUGCAGCUUGAGUUCAAGUAAAACAAUGAAAGAAGUGAGAAAGAUAACCUUUUAUGCACUAUCUGCCUUUUUCCUGCUCUUCUGGAGUUCCAACAAAUGUCUAUUCAGUGAAUAUUACUGUUUGUCCUCCAGGUGAUAUUAUCCUCCUGCUCUUGUUCUUUUUUAGUUUAAGUCUUUGCUCAUUAAAGAAACGGGUAAAUUGUAUAGGUUCACAGCACAGUAAGCUCUCUAAAUCUAACCAUUAUAAAUCCUAAUAUUUACAUGUUCAAUUUUAAUUAUUUUUCAUAUACCUUUUUCUUUAUACGCUGUAGUAACUAUGGUAAAGUGUUACACAGUCCUUCAUUGUGUUCCUGUCUUUUGGAGAGAAAUGAUCUUGUUGCUCUCCUGUAAACAACAAGAUGCAAGUGAAGAUUAUCCCACCUGACACCUUUUAACACUUGCUGUGUUGGAUUCCGUGUGUGUGUGUGUGUGCGUAUACUGGCAAGCGUGCCUGGGUGCUUGUGUGUAUGUGUAGAGGUAGGUCUCUAUCUGCAGCACUGUAGCUACUAGCUAAUGUUUGCUAUGGUGGUGCUGAUGUCAGAACCACAUGGGCUGGAGAUUUAGGCGCCAUUACUCCUACAUACCUCUUCUGCACCUCAUCAGUCCUUCAUAUCAGCACAAUACAAUCUCUCACUACCCCUCACUCAGAUAACACUUUAUUUGACAGUGGAAGGAUUAAGUUGACAAAUUGCAAUUUGUACUUCAAAAUGACAUCUACCACAACCACUUUGUAAUUGUCAGUGAAGUCUGACACAGUUAACCUGUCUAAUGACAUACAGUGAUUUAAAAAAUAAAAUUUUAUUUUUUAUUUUUUUAGUUUGAACCUUGACUAGUUGACAUGUUUUCAUGUGUCAUGAGUGUUAGAUCAUUUACUUUGAAUAAACCACAUGAGGUUGGUGGCACCUUAAUUGGGGAGGAUGGGCUCAUGGUACUGGCUGGAGUGGAAAAGUAUCAAACGCAUGUGUUUGAUGCCAUUCCAUUUGUUCCAGACAUGAGCCGUCCCAUCUGCAGCCUCCACUGGAAUAAGCAUAAUAUGUGACAGGUGCCACGUGGUCUAUGAUAGCAUAGGUCAGCUUUAUGACAGCCCAUGCCAAGUUAAGUUUUCUAAGUUUCAGAGAGGAGUUCAAAUCACAACAUUUAAGUGUUUAAGUGCUGAUUGUUAGAAACCCUAGUUACCACCACCAGUCUAAGUGAACAUUCAAUCUUCUAAUUCCAAUUUCCAAGUGGUGUUUUUUCUAAAGAAGCAAUCUUCAGUUGUUACAUGCAUUUUUGGGCUUGUAAAUUAAUGGUAUGUUCACAUUUUGUUUCUUGAAGAAUAUAACUUAAAUGCCUAGGGCUUAGUUAGGUCAACUGCUGAUAUACGCUUGUUUUACUCAAAUUCUUGUAAAAUUGUGAACAAACACUAGCCUAAAAAUAUGGAUAAAACUAUCAUUUUGAUAUCAUGGAUGGUCAGUCUUUGCAUGCAUAGCUCUAUGCAUUUGAUUGGUUACAUUUCUCCAGCUUCAACCCUUAGCUUUUUACAGAAACAGGGGUGUUAUAGUUUCAACUGCUGAUUGCUGCUUUAAAUGUUGCUAUAUUCAACUAUACAACCAAGAACAAAUCCACUAAAUGCAUUGAGCUCUCCUAGAGGUCCUUGUAUUUACUGUGUGGUUUGGGGUGCUCUUACUGUAGAGACCUCAGCCACUGCACCAGGAGCUAGGGCACGUUAUGCUGCUAAAGUGUAUGAUUGAUUUGCAAUUAAUUUUUCCCUUUUAAGAAAAAAGUGUAUAGUAUGUAUUUCGUGGUGAGAUGGUUUUAUUUAAAUGUGUUUUCUUCCAUUGUUUAAAAUUCAUUGUUGUAUGUAUAUACAGUCAGUGGCCAGUUUAUUAGGUACAUCCAUCUAGAACCAGGUCGGAUCCCGCUUUGCCUCCAGAACAGCCUGAAUUAUUCGGGGCAUUCUACAUGGUGUCGGAAACAUUCCACAGGGAUGUUGGUUCAUGCUGACGCGAUGGCAUCGUGCAGUUGCUGCAGAUUAGACGGUGGUACAUUCAUUCUGCGAACAGCCCGUUCCAUUUUAUCCCAAACAUAGUCUAUUGAGUUGAGGUCUGGGGACUACGCAGGCCACUCAAGUAAGCUGAACUCACUGUCAUGUUCCAGGCAAUGUUUUUCCACUCAAUUGUCCAGUGUUGGUGAUCGCAUGCCCAUUGGAGACGCUUCUUGUUUUUAGCUGAAAGGAGUGGAACCCGGUGUGGUCAUUUACUACAAUAGCCCAUCCGUGACAUGGAUCGACGAGCUGUGAGGUCCCGGAUGCCGUUCUACACACACCACUGUUGUACUGCACUGUUAUUUGUCUGUUUAUGGCCCGCCUGGUAGCUUGCACGAUUCUUGCCAUUCUCAUUCGACCUCGCUCAUCAACGAGCUGUUUUCACCCACAGGACUGCCACUGAUUGAAUGUUUUAUUGUUUGUCGCAUCAUUCUCUGUAAACCCAAGACACUGUCAUGCGUGAAAAGCCCAGGAGGGAGGUCGUUUCUGAGAUACUGGAUCCGGCGCGCCUGGCACUGACCAUCAUACCACGCUCAAAAGUUGCUUUGGACACUCGUUUUGCCCAUUCUUACGUUCAAUCAAACCGUAAUUGAAGGCUUCGAUGCCUGUCUGCCUGCUUUAUAUAGCAAGCCAUGGCCACGUGACUCACUGUAGGAGCGAUCCAUUUUCGUAAACGGAGGGGUGUACCUAAUAAACUGUCCACAGUUUAUUGGGUUAGAUAAGUGGUGAGCAAGAUGCUCUUGUUUUGUUUGUGGAUGUUUAAUCAAUUAGAAUGGAGCACUGUAGGUUAAGGUGCCCUUCUAAUACCUGUGGGCUCUGCUCAGGGUUGGGACACUAUCCUGUUUGUCUGACACACAGGGUAACGUACUGAAUUUGAAAUUCUCUCUCUUUAACCAACUGACAAUCUAAUGAUGUAGGCUAACUUCAGGCAACAAACUACCAUGUUGUCUCCUGAAUUUGACCCCUAUAUAUUGUUCAACAUUUUGUGGUCACUUAGAAAUGUCCUUGUUUUUGAAAGAAAAGCUAUUUUUUUGUUGUCCAUUUUUAAAAUAACAUCAAAUUGAUCAGAAAUACAGUGUGGACACUUGAUGUUGUAAAUCACUAUUGUAGCUGGAGACGGCUGAUUUUUAAUUGAAUAUCUACAUAGGCGUACAGAGGUCCAUUAUCAGCAACCCUCACACCUGUGUUCCAAUGGCAAAAAAGCUAAUUGAUCAUUAGAACCCAUUUGCAAUUAUGUGAGCACAGCUGAAAACUGUUCUCCUGAUUUUAAGAACCAAUAAAUAUGGCCUCCUUUAGGCUAGUUGAGUAUCUGGAGCAUCAGCAUUUGUGGGUUCGAUUACAGGCUCAAAAUGGCCAGAAACAAAGCACCUUCUUUUGAGACUCGUCAGUCUAUUAUUGUUCUGAGAAGUGAUGGCUAUUCCAUGCAAGAAGAUCUCAUACAAUGCUGUGUACUACUCCCUUCACUGGCUCUAACCAGAAUAGAAUGAGUGGGAGGCCCCGGUGCACAACUGAGCAAGAGGACAAGUACAUUAGUGUCUAGUUUGAGAAACAGACGCCUCACAAUUCCUCAACAGUCAGCUUCAAUUAAUAGUACCCACAAAAUACCAGUCUCAACAGUGAAGAGGCGACUCCGGGAUGCUGUUCUUCUUGGCCGAGUUGCAAAGAAAAAGCCAUAUCUCAGACUGGCCAAUAAGAAAAAAAUAUUAAUAAGGGCAAAAGAGUACAGACACUGGACAGAGGAACUCUGCCAAGAGGGCCAGCAUCCCGGUGUUACCUCUUCACUGUUUACGUUGAGACUCAGUUGUGCACCGGGGCCUCCCACUCAUGAUGCUGAUGCUCCAGAUACUCAACUAGUCUAAAGAAGGCCAGUUGUAUUGCUUCGUUAAUCAGAAUAACAGUUUUCAGCUGUGCUAACAUAAUUGCAAAAGGGUUUUCUAAUGAUAAAUUAGCCUUUAAAAAUGAUAAACUUGGAUUAGCUAACACAACAUGCCAUUGGAACACAGGAGCGAUGGUUGUUGAUAAUGGGCCUCUCUACGCCAAUGUAGAUAUUCCAUUAAACAUCUGCCGUUUCCAGCUACAAUAGUCAUUUACAACAUUAACAAUGUCUACGUAUUUCUGAUCAAUUUGAUGUUAUUUUAAUGGACAAAGAUAUUUGCUUUUUUAUCGAAAACAAGGACAUUUCUAAGGGACACCAAACAUUUGAACGGUAGUGUGUAUGUGUGUGUAUAUAAAAUAUAUUAUAUUACACACACACCCACAGUUUAGAGAUGGUUUGAUAUGCCACCCUUUUAUUACUGUGUUUUAUGCGUACCUGCAGUUGUUUAGAAAGUAAACCAUUUAAAGUAUGUCUCAGAUUAACGCUGAAAUAUGUUUGUCCAUGAAUGAGGGACUUGGACCCAGGUUCUUUUUUGUUGUGAACUUGAUAUACGAACAGUUGAUGUACCCUUAAACUGCUGAAAUGUCAAUCACACAAACACUUAUUGUUCAAUUGUAUACUUAAGUCAAACAAUGCUUCAUAAUUAUUACACAGCAUUUGCGAUCUUAGAAAAAACAUUAAGUGACUGAAUGAAUCCGGUACCCAAGUCACUUUUUUAAAAUGAGAAAGAAAUGUGGUUAGUUUGGUAAUCGUUAAAAAAAAAUUAAAAGUUGUAUUUCCCCACUGGUUUUGUGGAAGGGAACCAACUUUUUAGGAGCACAGAGCCGCCCGCUGUAACACACAAGCCCUAGCUGUUUUAGCACCUGCAUAGACAAUUGGAUCUUCCCCUGAGGAUUGCAAACGUUCAUUGUCCUUAUACUCAAGUAUUUUCUCCAGAAAUACUGCAGAAUGUAUAUAAUUUUCAAGUACCUAAAUGAAGUCAAAGGAAAAUCUGUCUUAACCUGUUUUAAACUUGCAGGUUACUUGUUUACUGUCAAUGUUUUUAUAAGGCUAGACUGGAAAUAAAUAUAUUUUAUUUCAGAAAUGCAUUACUUUUAUCUUUAGGUUAGCCGCAUAUUUUUCAGUCAUCUGUACAGCUUGACACUGAUUUUGUGCUGCGGCGCUUUUGUUUUUAAAGAGUUUUGGAUAGUAUGUUAGUGUUCUGUUGUCGACACACCAGUUUGAAUGCGGACUACUUGCAUAUAUACUGUAAGACUUGCAUAGUGACUAAGGUGUUAGAGAUGGGGCCUUACAUGAAUAUGUCAUGUAAUUAUGUGAGCCUCAUAAGGAACGUAUGUACAGUGCAUUCAAAGUAGCCAUACACUUCGACUUAUUCCACAUUGUUGUUACAGCCUGAAUAUAAAAUGUAAAAAAAAAAAAUUCCCUCACCCAUCUACUACUCACCACCGUAUAAUGACAAAAUGAAAAUGUUUUUCUAAUUUAUUGAAAAUGAAAAUGAAAUCCAGAUAUAAUUUACCUAAGUGUUCACACCCAAUGGUUAAUACUUUUUAGAAGCGCCUUUGGUGGCGAUUGCAGCUUUGAGUGGUCUUGGGUAUGUCUAUAUCAGCUUUGUACAUCUGGAUUUUGUGAUUUAUUUUCCCCCCAACCCCCCAUUCUUCCUUGCAUAUUUUCUCAAGCUCUUAAGUUGGAUAGGGAGCGGUGGUGAACAGAUAUCUUCAAGUCUUUCCACAGAUUUAAUGGGAUUCAAGUCUGGGCUUUGGCUGGGACACUCAAGGACUUGCACUUUCUUGUUCUGAAGCCAUUCCAGCGUUGCUUUGGCUUUAUGCUUGAGGUCAUUGUCCUGUUGGAAGGUAAAUCUUUGCCUCAUUCUAAGGUCAUUUGCACUCUGAAGCAGGUUCUCAUCAAGGAUUUGCCUGUAUUUGGCUCCAUUCAUUGUUCCCUCUAUCCUUACCAGUCUCCCAGUCCCUGCCGCUGAUGGUAGGGAUGGCGUUAGAUGAGCUGUGCCUGGUUUUCUUCAGACAUAGAGCUUUGCAUUCAGGCCAAAUAAUUACAUUUUUGUCUCAUCAGACCACAAUCUUUUGCCUUAUGCUUUCAGUCUUUCACGUGCCUUUUUGCAAGCUCCGGAUGUGCUGUCAUAUGCCUUUUUCUCAAGAGUGGCUUCCGUCUGGCCACUCUCCCAUAAAGCCCAGAUUGGUGAAGUGCUGUAGAGACCGUUGUCCUUCUGGCAGGUUCUCCCAUCUCACCCAAGGAGUUCUGUAGUUCUGUCAGUGGUUAUUGGGUUCUUAGUCACCUCCCUGAUUUGAAGGUCCUUCUUGCUCAGUUUGGUCAGACGGCCAGCUCCAGGCAGAGUCUGGGUGGUUCCAAUUUUAUUUAAUUUUUUCAAAGUUCGAGACCACUGUGCUCUUGGAACUUUCAGGACUGUAGAAAUGUUAUACCCUUCCCCAAGGUAUUCCUUACCACAAUUCUGUCUCAGCGAUCUACAGACAGUUCCUUAGACUUCAUGGUAUAGUUUCUGCUCUGAUAUGCACUGUCAACUGUGGGACCUUUAUAUAGACAGGUGUAUGUCUUUCUAAAUCAUGUCCAAACAAUUGAAUUGGCCACAGGUCACUACAACUUUGAGUCCACAUCUCACGAUCAAAGGAAAUUGGAUGCACCGGAGCUCAAUUUUGAGUGUCUUAGCAAAAGGGUGUGAAUACUUAUGUAAAUGAGAUUUCUGUAUUUCGUUUUCAAUAAAUGUGCUAAAAUCUCGGUGUGUGUGUGUGUGGCUGGCAGGCAGGCAGGCAGGCAGGCAAAGGAAAAACAUGUAUUCAAUCCAUUUUGAAUUCAGGCUGUAACACAACAAAAUGUGGAAUACGUCAAGGGGUAUAAAUACUUUUCUGAAGGUACUUUUUGCAAAAUUCAGAGGCCAUAUCCUGAUCUUAGAUCCAUUCACCAUGCUUGAACUUUUGUAAAUCUUUCUUUGCCUCCCAUUGAAAUAGGAUAUGGCUGUAAAAGAAUGCUCAAUUAGGGUGCAUUUAUUUUUUUCAAUAUUUGACUUUUGAUCAAAAAUUGACCCGUCUGGUACCAUACAAGACUGACCUAAUUGUUCAAAAGCGUAGCACUUACUAAGCAUCCAAUGUAUUAUUUUUCUUAUAUACCAUAACUACAGUACCUCAUAAAUUCAUAGAAAACCUAUUUGUAUUGGUUGUUGUUUUAGACCCCACCCCCUCUGUAGUUUUGCUUUGAAAACAGCCAUCAUACACUUGGCUGUUCUGACUCAGAAUCUAUGGAAUGUCAGACUGAGUUGUCAUAGAGUUGGGCAGACCCAUUGUAAAUGUAUUUGACUGAAAUGUGCAAAUUUGAAAUGUUUAUCUAUAAUGUAUCCACUGCAAAUGCUAGUUUUAUUUUAUUAACUAGUAAAAUCAUUGACCUUAUAUGAAAAAGAAUGGCCUCAAACCCUUGCUUGUGUAAUUUCACCAACUUGUUUAGCUUUUGUGUGAUAUUCAACUAGUUCAGAGAUCUAGAAUUGUAACAAUGUUCAGGGUUCUAGAAAUGUAAGAUGUGUGAGAGGUAUUUGGUGUAAUUAAUGACAAUGGUUAAAUAUGCACUGAUAGUCUUUCUUAUCAGCUUUUUCACAAAUUAUUGUUCUAGAAAAAACGAUAAAGCUCUCUACAGGUUGUCCCUUUGCUCCUCUGGAACUAGUUCUGUUAGGUUCAGAGGUAUAUCUGGCUGGAGUAAAGUAGAUUUGAAUGCUCGCUCCCAUAUUGUCCAUAUUGAUGUACCUCAGUUGUGACGUUACUGUGUGACCCUUAGCAGUGGUGGGUUGUGUCCCCUUAAACAGGGGACCUGAACCCCAUGUUGCUGACCUUUUCAGCUCACUAAUAAGCUCACCGAUUUGCCUUACCCAAUCUAACCCUAUCACUUAAGUACUUGUUUAUUGGAACACUUCAAGGAGAGAUGUAGACAUGACUUUCUUGUAACUGAGAAAUAAAUCAAAUCAAGUGUUUCCAUGUUAGGGUGCUUCUCUUCAAAGUGGCAUACUAUGUUGGUGGUUACAUGGUACACAUUUUCAACCGUUUCUGGUUUGUAUACAUUUAUUUUUUUCACAUUACCUUGUUGAAUCUUGAAAGCUUAUUUAAUUGCUCACUCCUGCAGAUGAUGUAAUACUUUAAGCAAAUGCAAGUGUAUAACAAUUGGGUAACCUUGUAAGCAUUAGAAAUGUGCAUACAUACAUUCAUGUCUGCUGUAUUUAUGAAUACAUUCAAGAAUGGCUUUAGACUGCUGUAGUAUUGUCUAUGUUAAUUCAACUGCUUCUCAGAGGCCUCUGUGAUUGACUUUGCAAAGUUCAAUAACUGUAUAUUUUGUAUUAUGUCCCAUCUCCAAAGGAAAGACCGAAAAUAAAAUGUUAAAAAGCUUUGUUCCCUGAACUAAAUUGUGCUACUUGUGUUGAGUCGCUUGAACAAAUUGCAUUCCUUGCUUGUGAAUGAGUUUUUUUCUCUUCUUUCCCUGAAUUUCCUCGCCGCCUUUCCGUCCUUAUUUCUUUCUUUUUUUUUAGCCUUUUGAAGUUUGAAAUAAAAUGUAUAGUUUGCAGAAUGUAUCACUAAAUAAAUGGGUUGUUACCUUG
Oncorhynchus keta (chum salmon) is the source of this 10463-nucleotide messenger RNA. RefSeq names its product protein phosphatase 1A. The transcript has 6 exons. Gene Ontology annotation, molecular function: magnesium ion binding; manganese ion binding; protein serine/threonine phosphatase activity. Gene Ontology annotation, biological process: positive regulation of canonical Wnt signaling pathway; protein dephosphorylation; positive regulation of canonical NF-kappaB signal transduction. The record is from RefSeq and is a predicted model, not a curated record. Lineage: Eukaryota; Metazoa; Chordata; Actinopteri; Salmoniformes; Salmonidae. Gene Ontology annotation, cellular component: nucleus; cytosol. Bases 386 to 1534 code for a protein of 382 amino acids.